This is a messenger RNA of Cinara cedri, 522 nucleotides long. The record is from the annotation of a GenBank genome assembly. Lineage: Eukaryota; Metazoa; Arthropoda; Insecta; Hemiptera; Aphididae.
AUGAAUACGUACGUUUACAGAUACGCGCUAAUUAUAGAUUUGUACUUAAAGCGCACAAGUAGCAGAGUCAAUUCUCACGUUUUACAAAGCAUACGAGAUAGUGUUCGGUGGUAUACGGACGGGACAGAAUGUUUUUACAAAUAUCUUGAUUUACCUUUGUUCACUGAUAAUGACCCACAGAAUGAGUCUUUACCACCUGUUGAAAUAAAAACUAUCAUUUCUAAAAUAAAAUAUAUGGAUGAUAAUGGUAAAAUAAAUGUUUACGACAUCAUUCCUAUGGACGCAAAAGACGAUUUUCUGAAGUGGUCCGAAACCGAACUUCCCGAUAAAGAUGACGAGUACCAUCAAUUCAACACGGUUAUAAAUAAGAAUUGCAUUGACGCUAUGGACUACAUGAAUACUUUCCUUUCGAUCGCAAUGAAGUCUUUGGACAUAAAAUCCGAAUUCUAUCCUCCUCCAAUUACGUACACCGAAUACUGCCCGGAAAAUAUAUUUAAUGUUAAUCGGUCAAAAAACCUAUAA